AUGGUAGUUGAUGCAUCAGCCAUCGUUCCAAAUGAGGAAUACGAUGAAGUCGACGAUUUUUUGUCAAAACAAGAUGGAAAGAUUGUAAGAACCGGUACGGGGCAAAUGUGCAGACAUCGCCCUCAACAGAAGUGCUCGCAUUGCCUUCCAAUUGACGUAUGUUUUAUCAUGGUUAAAAAUUUUUAAUCUAAGAAAUUUUAGCCUUAUGAUGAAGCUUAUCUGAAGGAUAAGGAGAUCAAACACAUGUCCUUCCAUGCUUACGUCCGAAAACUCACAGAUGUACAUGGUCGAGGUACUCACUUAAAACAGCCAUUGGAGAAUAUUGACUGUAAAUUGGACCUUACUUGUACUAAUCAUCGGCCCUAUCCUCAUGGAAUAUGCACGAAGUGCAGACCUUCAACUGUAUCCUUGAACAGACAGGUUUGAAUAUCCUUUCAUAUGUGAUUGCGGAUUUAGGUAUAUCGGCAUGUGGAUAACAUUACUAUUGAAAACGAAGAUGUUGUAAACAAAUUUCUAGACUUCUGGAGAGCUUCUAAUCAUCAGCGUGUUGGAUACCUGAUUGGAAGGUAUGAGCCAUUUGCAGAUGUUCCCUUAGGUAUCAAGGCAGUAGUAACAGCCAUCUAUGAGCCCCCUCAAUCUUCUUCGGAUUCUUUUGUGAAGUUUGAAGAGUCGGAUCCCAAUGAAUCUGUGGUGGAUAAACUCUGUUCCUUCCUCGGAAUGAAGAGACUCGGCUGGAUUUUCACGGAUUUAUGGUCAUCUGAUCCAACUGCGGGCACUGUUCAUUGCACCAGACACAAGGAGUCUUUUCUCUUGACUGCCAAAGAAUGUAUAACUGCCGGUGCUUUCCAAUCAAAGUACAAAAACAAAACUCCUUACUGCUCUGAUGGGACCUUUGGCUCAAAAUUUGUAACAUUGGUGGCAUCUGGAGACGAAAGCAAACAUAUAAACUUCAGUGGAUAUCAAGUCUCAAAUCAAUGUUCAGCACUUGUAGAAGCCGAUAUUUUAUGUCCAACUUCCCAUCCCGAGCUGGCUUGGGUUAGAGAGAAGCCUCUGCAUGAGAAACAUUACAUUACGGAUGUUCAGUAUACUGUAAGUAGCGUUUUUUUUUCUUAAUCUGUCUAUUCCAUUUCCAGGAGAAGAAUGAAUUUGGUGCUGAAGUGUUGAAGAACGGACGUCCGAUGCCUGUUGAGUAUCUACUGGUUGACGUUCCAGCUGGUAUGCCAAAGGAUCCGUGCACUUCCUUCCAUGUCACCAAUCCCGCCAAAGCUUUUCCGAUAGAGAACCGGGAGUUGAUUGGGAAGGCCCAAGACAUUCGAUCAGUUGCCAAUUAUGUGCUCGAUUUCUCCAACAACCAGUUCCUCGAACUGAUAUCUAACUUCCAUUUCCUCCUUUAUCUUCUUACCAAUGAAAUGCUCAAAUUUUCGGAGGAAGAGGUCAAGGAGCUUGCUCGGUUUGUAACUGAACACAGCAGAGAAGGUGCGGCUGACUGGGCCGAGAAAAGUCCAAAUUGGGCCACCUUCAUUGAGCUGAUGAAAUCACAUGGUAAGUUUUAGAUGGAUAAGAUAUAAUCGUUUUAGAAGGUCAAUCAGCUGACCUGUCAGCUCCCUCUCAAGCCUGGUCAUGCAAGCAUUGUACGUUCGAGAACACGGAGCCUCGUGAAGAAUGUGCCGUCUGUGGUCUUCCGAACGCAUAA
Messenger RNA from Bursaphelenchus xylophilus (pine wood nematode), 1693 nucleotides. NCBI's taxonomy places the organism in Eukaryota, Metazoa, Nematoda, Chromadorea, Rhabditida, Aphelenchoididae. The record is from the annotation of a GenBank genome assembly.